AUGUCCCACCCCAUCGCUCAAGCCGAGUCCCACGACCUCGAGAAGGCGCACGACUCGAAGGUCGACGUCGCGGACGUUGUCGACCGCAAGAACAUCAACAACGAGUUUGCGACCGCGCUCGCCAACUCGCACUUUGACAAGUGGAGUCGCGACUCGUGGACGCUGUACUUGGCGGUCUUUGUCGCCUUUUGCAGCUCCUACGCGAGUGGCUACGACGGCUCCCUCAUGACAGCGCUUAUUGCUAUGAAGCCAUUCCAGGAGCGCUUCAAGACGGGCGACACAGGCUCCAAGGUCGGCGCCAUCUUCGGCACCGUCAACGCGGGGUGCAUGCUCGGCGCCCCGUGCAACUCGUACGUGAUGGACAAGUGGGGCCGCCGACCCGCACAGGCAACCGGCGCGGUCAUCAUCGUCGUCGGCACGAUCCUCACAACGACGUCGCACUCGCUCGCGCAGCUCAUCGUCGGGCGCCUCUUCCUCGGCUUUGGGACGGCGUUCGCCCAGUCCGCCCCCGCGUACGCUAUGGAGGUCGCUAGGCCGCAGUGGCGCGGUCGGUGUGCCGCUAUCUACAAUUGUGGCUGGUACGCUGGGGCCAUCCCGGCUGCAGCGAUAACGUUUGGGACCAGCUACCUCAACUCGCACCUCGCGUGGCAGCUGCCCCUCAUCUUCCAAUGUGUGACCUCGGUGCUCAUCUGCGUACUCAUCUUCUUCGUGCCCGAGUCGCCGCGCUUCCUCAUGUCCGUCGGGCGCGAAGACGAGGCCGAGGCCUUCUUGGUGCGCUACCAUGGCGGCGGGGACCCCAACUCGCCCAUUGUCCGCCUGCAGAUCGACGAGAUGAAGCAGUCGUUCGCGCUCCAGAAGAUGGAGCGCUGGUGGGACUACCGUAUCCUUUUCAAGGACCACUCGGCACGGUGGCGCAUGGUGCAGGUCAUCAUGAUGGGCAUCUUCGGCCAGUUCAGCGGUAACGGCCUCGCAUACUACAUCACGGUCAUCUUCAAGCAGAUUGGCGUGACCACCGUCCCCGCGCAGCUGGGCUACAACAUCCUCUACUCGUGCAUGUGCGCGAUCGGCGCGCUGACCGGCGCGAUGCUGACCGACACGAUGCCACGUCGGCGGGUGCUGGUCAUCGGCCCAGCGGUCAUGUCGGCCCUUCUCGCCAUUUUCAUCGGCCUCAACUCGAUGAUCAACAAGCAGAUCGGUGUCGACGGCACGGGGCAUCUCGACCCGUCGCUCGCUCGUGGCGCACUCGCCGUGUACAUUAUCUUCGGGAUCGUCAUCUCGUUCGUGUACACGCCGCUCCAGAGCGUCCUCCCCGUCGAAGCUCUAUCGACGCAGAUGCGCGGGAGGGGUCUCGCAAUUUACACAUUUACGAUGAUGGCGAUGGGACUGAUAAACAUGUUCGCGGGCGCGCAAGGCCUCGCGAACAUCGGGUACAAGUACAUCAUCAUCUUUGUCGCCUUUGACGCGUUCGAGAGCCUCGCGUGGUACGUCCUCGGCGUCGAGUCGUGCGGGCGGACCCUCGAGGAGCUCGACGAGAUCUACCAGCAGGCGUACCCUCCUGGCGCAUCCAAGCGGUUCAACUAG
Messenger RNA from Vanrija pseudolonga, 1581 nucleotides. Its product is annotated as Lactose permease. Lineage: Eukaryota; Fungi; Basidiomycota; Tremellomycetes; Trichosporonales; Trichosporonaceae. Bases 1 to 1581 code for a protein of 526 amino acids. Gene Ontology annotation, biological process: transmembrane transport; carbohydrate transport. Gene Ontology annotation, molecular function: carbohydrate:proton symporter activity. The record is from RefSeq and is a predicted model, not a curated record. Gene Ontology annotation, cellular component: membrane. The transcript is spliced from 5 exons.